This is a messenger RNA of Durotheca rogersii, 1460 nucleotides long. RefSeq lists its product as uncharacterized. Lineage: Eukaryota; Fungi; Ascomycota; Sordariomycetes; Xylariales; Xylariaceae. The record is from RefSeq and is a predicted model, not a curated record. The transcript is spliced from 2 exons. Bases 406 to 1035 code for a protein of 209 amino acids.
GACCUUUUUCUCCUCCCUUCGUUGCUCGUGAGAUAGCUCCUCGCAUGUGCUCUCGCACCACGCGUAGCUUCUUGGAUCUACGUAAUAAGUUACUUAUAAGGUAAGUACUUGUUAAGAUUCAAUUCGGCGAGAUGGGAAAUUGUCGAUCUCGCAGUCAUUUCUACCACAGUGCUCCAGCCAGUAGCUGCCCACCCAACAAACUGGAGGCCCCCACGGUUCCGGCCAAGCCUUCUCUGGCCACAGACAAACGUAAUCCCGCUAGGCUCCAGUCAUUAAUACCUAUUUAAACUACUCGAGGCUCCUCCAAACCCGUUCUUUAAACAACUACUCGAGCCUCCUCUAAGCUUUCACCCAAUCGCGCCGCUCCUUUACCGUCACAUUUCUCUACUCAUAGCCCAAGGCAAAAUGCCAGCCAACCUCAUCAUCCCGCGCUGCGAGCAGAAUCCUGUACACCCCAACCACCCUCCUCCGCAGGACAAACCUCUCAGAAUCCAGAUACUUGGGCUGAACAAAAUCAUCGACCAACUGUUCGGCGACGGCGCAAAAAUGCCAUCCGAGGACCGCCCUAUAACGUCCACCACUCUCGAUUUCGACGAAGUAGGACUGCGAUUUGCCAAGAUGGCAUUCAAGCAGCUCUACGGCCGCGACGUGGACCCAAACACCCCGUCCGACUUCGUCCCGCGAUACCAGUACAAUACGUUCCACGGAAAAGUCGGCGAAUGCCAGCCGUGGGAACAUGUGAUCGACGGGUAUGGCAUCACCUUCGAUCACCUCGUGAGUCCUGCGGACGAUGAUGAUCCCGAGACACUCAUGAUAAACGUUUGCGACCCUUCUGAUCCCAAAGCUGCCCCAUACAUCCGGUUGGAUCUUGGUCAGUACAAUGCCGGUCCGGAGUCGUUUGUGCUGCUUGUUCCACGAUGCUGUCAGUUGAGACGUGGAACCACUGAUCGCAGGGGGAUCAAUGGCCAGGUGAGGGAAGCAAGAGAGCAUCUACGUCUGCAAUCAAGCGGAGAAGCGGCCACGGGAACGGAGUAAGCGUUUGUGUUUAGUAACUUGGUCUGGUGAAUACACUGCCGUCUUUGGUCUAUUAUCUAGUGUACAUGUCGCCCUAGCUCAGCUGCCUCCUCGCAACUAUAGUAUCUCCAUAGCUAUCAAAUUGCCCAAGAUGUGAAGGGUUUCCACUUUUCCACAGAGGCUGCGAAGCAUUAUUCCUGUGUAUAGCGGUUACCGCGACAAGGCCUGGACAGCGAACUAUGGCGCCCACUAGCUUUACGACCAACUCUCCUACCCUCGUGUGCGCUCCUUUUAGCAUACGUCGUGCGAUCCGUAACCUGCGACUACGGCUUACGAUUACGGCCUCGUUGAUUUCCAUGUCUACCGGAGGAAUAGGGGGGAAAGGCACGGGUGAGGGUGUGAUAAGGGGAUAUGCUUAGAAUAGGUUUAAUUCAACUAAUAAUUCU